CAGUACAUGAUUACUUUUUUGGCGGUCAUCCCCAUUUGAAUUUAUUGUUUACGCGAAUCGUGUCGGUCGGUCACUCGUCGCCGUUUCCAAAAAGAAAAUAUUCUCUCUCUCUCUCUAUUUCUGUGUGUAAAACACAUAUACACACAUAUAUCAUUUGUAAACCCUAGAAGACAAUCAUGAAGACCAAGAAACCACUUACACAGCUGAAGCUCUCUGUUCCUGCUCAAGAAACUCCAAUCACCAGCUUCUUGACUGCGAGUGGCACAUUUCAUGAAGGCGAUUUGCUCUUGAACAUGAAAGGUUUGCGACUCACAUCCAAAGAAAACGAACCUCGUCUUUCAGAAACUGAGCUUGAUCUCCAAUUCUCAUUAGAAGACCUUGAAACCAUCAAAGUCAUUGGGAAGGGCAGUGGUGGCGUAGUUCAACUUGUUCGCCACAAGUGGGUCGGAACACUGUUUGCCUUGAAGGUUAUACAGAUGAACAUACAAGAGGAUAUUCGUAAACAAAUUGUGCAGGAGCUGAAAAUAAAUCAGGCAUCACAAUGUUCACAAGUUGUAGUUUGCUACCAUUCUUUCUAUCACAAUGGAGUCAUCUCUCUGGUGUUAGAAUACAUGGACCGUGGGUCUUUGGCGGAUGUGAUCAGACAAGUCAAAACAAUCCUUGAACCAUAUCUUGCAGUUGUUUGUAAGCAGGUUUUACAAGGUCUUGUGUACUUGCACCAUGAAAGGCAUGUAAUUCAUAGGGAUAUAAAACCAUCCAACCUGCUGGUAAAUCACAAAGGAGAAGUAAAGAUUACAGAUUUUGGUGUGAGUGCGAUGCUGGCCAGUUCUAUGGGUCAACGAGAUACAUUUGUUGGGACUUACAAUUACAUGUCUCCUGAAAGAAUUAGUGGGAGCACAUACGACUAUAAGAGCGAUAUUUGGAGUUUGGGCAUGGUAAUACUUGAGUGUGCUAUAGGGCGGUUUCCCUAUAUACAAUCUGAAGAUCAGCAAGGUGGGCCAAGCUUUUAUGAGCUUUUGCAGGCCAUUGUGGGAAGCCCACCACCUUCUGCUCCACCAGAUCAAUUUUCUCCUGAGUUCUGUUCAUUUGUAUCGGCUUGCAUAAAAAAGGAACCUCGAGACAGAUUGUCAGCUUUGGACCUAUUGAGUCAUCCAUUUAUCAAGAAGUUUGAGGACAAAGACAUUGAUCUCGAGAUUCUGGUGGGUAGCUUGGAACCUCCUGUAAAUUUUACAAGAUAAAUCUGUCUUGCAAUGAUGGAUUUUGAGUGUGAAAUGUUCUCACUUAUAUGUAUCGACAGCUGUGCUCAAACAUUACAUAGCAAUUAAGCAUUUGAUAUGCCAUGCCUAACUGUCUUUGAAUGUUCAGAUAGUAAUGUAUUCAUCAGGUACCUAAAAUCAGGUUCUGGUUGGGUCCAUGUCUUGAUUGGGUGUAUCAAGCAUUUAAGCGAUGGACCAGGACCUGCCCCGGCUACUUAUUUUCUUGGCCGGAUCUUCCAUUUUAGUGUAAUUAGUGAGGUUGCUGGACCUACUUAGCUGUACCUCCUCUUCAGAGAGCCACAAUUAAGUCCUCAAUAUCUCUCAAUUUUAAUUCA
Messenger RNA from Cornus florida, 1591 nucleotides. Its product is annotated as mitogen-activated protein kinase kinase 6. The record is from RefSeq and is a predicted model, not a curated record. Gene Ontology annotation, molecular function: protein serine/threonine kinase activity; ATP binding. Bases 177 to 1238 code for a protein of 353 amino acids. Gene Ontology annotation, cellular component: cytoplasm. Gene Ontology annotation, biological process: protein phosphorylation. The transcript has 8 exons. Lineage: Eukaryota; Viridiplantae; Streptophyta; Magnoliopsida; Cornales; Cornaceae.